CGCACGGACAAGGGCGGCGGCGGCGGGACUGAGGAACGGCGACACCCGCGGCCCACAGGCAAUGAUGAAGCUUGCUCUGAACCGCUGCAGUUCUGCUGGGGAUGGAGUUCCAGGAUUUGGAUGCAACAAUGAAGAAAGAUGGGCAAAGCGUCCACGAAUGCAGAAUGGCAAGUCCACUACAGAUCGCCAGAAGAAGAUCUUCCAUGAAUCCUUUGAGCAACCACCGAUAUAUGUUCCCGUCCUCACUUACAUGGGCUAUGGAAUCGUCACCUUGUUUGGGUAUUUGAGAGACUUUCUGCGCACCUGGGGCCUUGAGAAAUGUCACGCAUCACAGGAGAGAAAAGAGCAAAAGGAUUUUGUGCCACUCUAUCAAGACUUUGAAAAUUUCUACAAACGGAACCUGUACAUGAGGGUGCGUGACAACUGGAAUCGGCCGAUCUGCAGUGUGCCCGGCCCAACGUUUGACUUGGUGGAACGACUCAGUGAUGAUUAUAACUGGACGUUCAGGUACACAGGAAGGAUCAUUAAAGACGUGAUCAACAUGGGCUCCUACAACUACCUGGGAUUCGCUGAAAACCAAGGGGAUUCUUUAAACUCUGUGGCCGAGGUGACGGUGACAUACGGGCCCGGAGUGUGCAGCUCCCGGCUGGAAAUGGGUAACCUUGACAAGCACAUUCAGCUGGAGGAGUUGGUCGCCCAGUUUUUGGGAGUCGAGGCAGCAAUGACAUUCGGCAUGGGUUUCGCCACUAAUUCUAUGAAUAUCCCGUCCCUGGCUGGCAAGGGUUGCCUCAUACUGAGCGAUGAGCUGAACCACACGUCUCUGAUCCUGGGCGCACGUUUGUCGAGCUCGACCAUCCGGGUUUUUAAACACAACAAUCUGCAGAGCCUGGAGAAGCUGCUGCGAGACGCAGUGAUCAGCGGACAGCCCCGCACCCACAGACCCUGGAAGAAGAUCCUGAUACUGGUGGAGGGAAUAUACAGCAUGGAGGGUUCGAUGGUGCGUCUGCCAGAGAUCGUGGCACUGAAGAAGAAGUACAAGGCCUACCUGUACUUGGACGAGGCGCACAGCAUCGGGGCGGUGGGGGCCACAGGCCGGGGCGUGGUGGAGUACUUCGGAGUGGACCCGGUCGAUGUGGACGUGCUGAUGGGAACCUUCACCAAGAGCUUCGGGGCCACUGGGGGAUACAUCGCUGGCAAGAAGGAGCUUGUGGAUUACCUCCGAGGCUACUCGCACAGUGCUGUCUACGCUGCUUCCAUGCCUCCACCAAUAGCAGAACAAAUUAUCAGAUCACUAAAAUGUAUCAUGGGCCUUGACGGGUCAACUAUCGGUAUCGAGCGGGUGAGGCAACUGGGCAUCAACACACGCUACUUCAGGCAGCGGCUCCGGGAGUUGGGAUUCAUCACCUACGGCAACGACGACUCCCCCGUGGUGCCCCUGCUCCUCUACAUGCCGGGAAAAGUCGGUGCGUUUGCCAGAAGGAUGCUACAGAAGAACAUUGGGGUAGUGGUGGUGGGAUUCCCCGCCACGCCCAUCGUUGAGUCCCGCGCUCGCUUCUGUCUCUCCGCCGCCCACACCCGCCAGAUGCUUGACACGGUGUUGGAUGUCCUCGAUGAAAUGGGCGACUACCUGAGGUUCAAGUACUCCAGGCGGGCCCCUUCUGUUCGGCCCGAACUCUACGACGAAUCCAACUUUGAGCUGGAAGACUAGAGCUCCCUCCGACCCGUGAAAUGUGGGACGAGAAGGGGCGACGGCCGAGGGAGAUGGCGGCGGCACGGGACUCCUCUUCGACGAGCACGGACCAGGGGAGCAGAGCGAGAAGGGCGGGCGGACAUCCCCAAACCCACACCGGGAGGACACAGUAGACCUUUGGCCAACACGCCACCAACACCCAUCCUCUGGUACAGUGUGGUGGGGUGGGGUGGGGUGGGGUGGGAUAGGGAAGGGGAAGACUCUGAAAACCUCGUUUGACCUGCUGCUCAUGUUCUUUCUGCAGAUGUUCUUUGUUCAAUCACCAUUUUUUGCCUUUUCGGAGUCUUUUUUUAUCAAAAAAAAAGAAAAGAUAUUAAAAAAAAACACAGUUAUUGUUACUCCGAGCAGGCAUUUGAAAUGUAUAUUUAUCUUUAUCUGUGAUUACUACAAUAAAUAAUAAUUCAUGAAUUAGCCAAAACGUUAAACUCAGGCAUGUUUAGGUGGGGUUGGUGUUGUAUAUUCAAUCACAUGCACUUGGACUCUCAGGGUUCAGUCCGUAGAAUGGGAGGGAAAUAGAUGUUUUAGACGGCGGAAAUGUUGCCAAAGAUGAAUUACCUAAUCAUUUUGUUGAAAUGUUGAAAGAGAAAAAAAUAUAUAUGUAAAUACACAGAAAUUAUAAGUUUUGUAAACUUUUUUCCUGGGGGGGGCUCCUUUUGAGCCUCGUUUAAACAAAAAAAAAAGAAA
This is a messenger RNA of Leucoraja erinaceus (little skate), 2434 nucleotides long. It is a transcript of the gene sptlc3, whose product is annotated as serine palmitoyltransferase, long chain base subunit 3. NCBI's taxonomy places the organism in Eukaryota, Metazoa, Chordata, Chondrichthyes, Rajiformes, Rajidae. The record is from RefSeq and is a predicted model, not a curated record. Gene Ontology annotation, cellular component: serine palmitoyltransferase complex. Gene Ontology annotation, biological process: ceramide biosynthetic process; sphingosine biosynthetic process. The transcript is spliced from 13 exons. Gene Ontology annotation, molecular function: serine C-palmitoyltransferase activity; pyridoxal phosphate binding. Bases 62 to 1708 code for a protein of 548 amino acids.